Molecule: messenger RNA, 6259 nt
Organism: Choloepus didactylus (southern two-toed sloth)
Lineage: Eukaryota; Metazoa; Chordata; Mammalia; Pilosa; Megalonychidae
Gene: PCDHB1
Product: protocadherin beta 1
Exons: 1
Coding region: 1-2457 (818 amino acids)
Biological process (GO): homophilic cell-cell adhesion
Cellular component (GO): plasma membrane
Molecular function (GO): calcium ion binding
Source: RefSeq, a predicted model, not a curated record
AUGGCGGUUGCGCGCAGGAAACUCUUGCAAAGCAGGCAAGUGGGGUCUCUUCUCCUUUUACUGUGCGUAUCUAUGGGGGGUGCGGCAACCAUCCGAUAUUCGGUGGCGGAGGAGAUGGAGAGCGGCUCAUUUGUGGCCAAUGUGGCGAAGGACCUAGGGCUGGAGGUAGGGAAGCUGGCUGCGCGCGGGGCGCGGCUCGUUUCUGAGGGCAACAAGCUGCAUUUCCGGCUCCACCGCAAGACAGGGGAUUUGUUCGUGAAGGAGAAACUGGAUCGGGAGUCACUCUGUAGCAAAGCCGACCCCUGCGUUCUGCAAUUUGAAAUAGUCCUGGUGGAGCCGCUACAAUCCUUCCGUGCUGAGGUCAGAGUAUUUGAUAUCAAUGACAAUGCCCCAAUUUUCCUAAACAAGGAGCCGCUUUUAAAAAUUCCGGAGAGUACUCCGCUGGGCUCUCGUUUUCCUCUGCAGAGCGCCCAGGACCUGGACGUGGGCCUCAAUGGUCUCCAAAACUACACCCUGAGCGCCAACGCUUUUUUCCACCUGCACACACGCUUCCGCAGCCACGGGCCCAAAUAUGCCGAGCUGGUGCUGGAUAAACCCCUGGACAGAGAGGAGCAGCCUGAAGUAAACUUGACAAUUACUGCUGUAGAUGGUGGGUCCCCGCCCAAGACUGGCACGGCCCACAUCCGUGUGGUGGUUCUGGACGUCAAUGACCACGUUCCCCAGUUCUCCCGCCUGGUGUACCGCGCUCAGGUACCAGAGGACAGCGCCAAUGGUUCUUUGGUGGCUACGGUAACUGCCACGGACCUAGAUGAGGGCACCAACAAGGAGAUAACCUACUCUUUAGCGCAAAACCCAGAAGCAAUUGUCAAGACGUUUCAGAUUGAUUCUCAAACUGGGGAGGUUCGCCUCCGAGGGCCCCUAGAUUUUGAAGCGAUUGAAACAUACGACAUUGACAUUCAAGCCACUGACGGAGGAGGUCUCUCUGCCCACAGCAAAGUCCUAGUGGAAGUAGUAGAUGUGAAUGACAAUCCCCCUGAAGUGAUGGUCUCCUCCGUGUCCAGCCCUCUCCCUGAGGACUCCCCUUUACAGACUGUAGUGGCCCUUUUCACUAUAAGAGAUCGUGACAUUCGAGUGGGAGGAAAAAUCACCUGUUUCCUCAGAGGGGACCUUCCCUUUGCUGUCAGACCUACAUUCCGGAAUUCUUACUCAUUGGUCACUCACAGAAUCUUGGAUCGGGAAGAGGUUUCAGCCUACAAUAUCACCCUUGUUGCCAUGGAUACUGGACCACCCCACCUAUCCACUGAGACUGUGAUAGAGGUGCUAAUAUCUGACAUUAAUGACAAUCCCCCGGUGUUUCAGGAAGACUCCUAUGUCUUGACUGUUCGGGAAAACAACAGUCCUGCGGUUUUUAUUGGCAAAGUCCAUGCUGAGGAUCUAGAUUUGGGUGAGAAUGCCCAAGUAACAUAUUCUCUGCUACCUCCAAAAAGUGGAGAUCUAUCAGUCUUUGCUUACAUCUCUAUAAAUUCAGACAAUGGGAAGCUCUAUGCACUGAGAACCAUGGAUUAUGAGGCCAUCCAAGAUUUUCAGUUUGUGGUGAGGGCAACUGAUGGGGGCUUCCUGUCACUGAGUAGCCAAGUUACUGUCAGAGUGGUUGUCCUGGAUGACAAUGACAACCGUCCAAUGAUUUUGUACCCACUGCAGAAUGGCACCUUGCCCUGCAAUGAUCUGGUGCCCAGGUCUGCAGAAGCAGGCUACUUGGUGACCAAGGUGGUGGCUGUGGAUGGUGAUUCAGGUCAGAAUUCUUGGCUUUCAUACCAUCUACUUAAGGCUACUGACCUUGGGUUAUUCUCUGUUCAAAGACAAAAUGGGGAAAUCCGUACAUUGAGGCAGAUAUCUGAGAGAGACCCUAUGAUGCAGAAACUGAUCAUUCUUGUUCAGGAUCAUGGCCAUCCAGCUCUCUCCACCACUGCCUCACUCAACAUCUUGCUGGUAGAUGGCUUUUCAGAGCCCUACCUGCAGUUCCGGGAUCCAUCCAAGAAUCCUAGAAGGGUGAAUACAUCCACCAAAUAUUUGGUCAUUUCUCUGGCUGUGCUUUCCUUUCUCUUUCUCUUCUCUGUUACAGUGAUCUUCAUUAUACAUAUAUACCAGAAGAUUAAAUACAGAGAAAAGUUCAAAAUUCAAGAGCAUUUCUAUGAUGACUGUAAUUUCCCUAACAACCUGGUACAAGCAGGAGGUAAUGGAUCCUUGUCCCAACCUUGUCCAUAUGAAAUGUGCUCAGCCACUGGCACUGGCACUAGUGAGUUCCGGUUUCUUAAGCGCUUUAUGCCCAACUUUCCCUUCCCCCAGGGCACUGGAGAGGUAAAAACAGAGGUUGGUUCCAAUUUACCUCCAGAUUCUGAUAGAAACAGCUUGCGGGGGUCAGAGGGCCAUGGCCGGAUACCUGAUGAAUAUAUGUAGAUCAUAUAGAAAGCCAGAACUGAGAAGAGAGGAGUCUAAUUUUACACCUGGUGUGCAAGGAUCUCUCACCCUUAUUGAGACAAAAAUGGUAGUGGAUUGUUGCUUCAGUGGAGACAGAAGGGUGCCUAGGUCAGUGAAAAUGGGAAAGCCAGAGUGAGGCUUGGCCUACUUAGUACAGAACAGUUAUCCUGAUCCCCAGAGCAUAUAUAUAUCUGUAAUCUCUUCUGUGGUUGGGAGCCUAUUUAAAGAAAUGUCACCAUCGGUAAGUGUGCAUGUGGCAGAGGUAGGAACUUCUGCUUUUUCAUUUUCUCUGUGCUAGGCAAGUAAUGAAUGAGCCAUAACUCAUAUCUCCUUUGGAAGUUCAUUAGUCCUGGCCCUGGAAAUGCUUAGUUCCAUAGUUAUCUUGUUAUAUUGUCUUUAAAUUAUUUUCCAGUAGCAAGUUAUAUAUGCAGAGGAAAGAAAAUGAACUUCCAGUUUUGACAUUUCAGGAAGCAGUUAGGUUUGACAAGCAGAGAUAUAGUUUAAUUUUACCAUUAUCAGAAAUUUCUAGACUUUAUCCCUUGAUGGUUGAUGUUUGAGUAGAGAUCAUCUUUGAAUCAAUACCUUUAUGCCAAUAUUCUUAAUAAUGGGAAUGCCUGGUGAAUGAUGAUCCUCACAGAUAAUCAUGUUGGGAGGCAAGGUAAAAGAAAAAAAGAAUUAACUUAUUCACAGAUGUGAGGAAGGGUAGGUAUAAGGCUAAAUAGAUUCCAUUCAGGAAAUUUGUCCAAAAUUAAGUUAGAUGUAGAUUUCUUAAUGGUUGUUUGGGGCCUUAGACAAGUCUCAACUCUCUCAUAGCCAGAUAUCUGUUCUUGUUUUAUCAGCUUUUGUUUGAAUGUUGGAGAUAAAUGGUGGUUGAGAAUAAAAAUAAAUUAGGCCUGCUCUCAAACAUCAUCAAAACAAAAAGUAUUAAAAAAGAGUUCAUACCAAUGAAGUAGCCUUAAGAAAAGACACAUUUUCAGGUUGUAUGAGAUAUGAUUUUAAGCCAUUUCCCCCUCUGUGCAUUCUGAUGAGGACAUGGAAACUAAGAAAAAGAGGUAUUUCCUGGCAAAUCAUACAUAAAGUUAAAUAGAGAAAAGGGAAACAAGUUAUGCUUCUUUUGAUCAUCACUGUUUUUCCUUCUUAAGCUAUUUUAGGUCCUUUCAUUUUAAAAUUGAAGAAACCAAUAUAAAAACACUAACAUAUUUCUCCUAUCAAUGCCACUAACUGUGACUUAAAACUAAAAGUUUGCUUUAAUGAGGCUAUAUUUAUAUGCCUUAUUUUAUAAGAAUGUGUGUGAAUUCAGAUCGUGAGGAUAGAUCCUCUUCCUUCCCACAGAGGAGGACACAGUAUUUGUACCUGGAACUCUAAGGAUAGAGAACUUUCUCUUAAAAUACUUCUCAAAUAUACCAGAUCAUAUUUAUUGAUAUAAGCCUCAUUCUUGGGAUUUAUAACUGAUAUGCAAUAGGAAACCCUUCACGACCUUGCUGUCUAUGUGGUGGCUAAAAUUUAGUGCUAAGUUAUUUUUUUAAUGUUAGAAAUGCUUUGGGAAGAAUUGGUGUAACCUAUGGCUACCUUCAAUAUUUUCCUUAAUAUUUUGAGAAUAGAUGAAGAAGCAAUUUCAGAUAUCAAUGAAUUAUCUUUCUCAUUAAUACUGAAUAUUUUUCAUAAAUUGAGCUAUAAUCCCACUCAUGUGAAGUAAAGCUCUUUCUUACACAAAACAUAGACAUGUGUUCCAGUGUAUAUGGAUUAACCAAUUAGGAUUGGUUAAGGCAUGCUGAAAUCAGAAGCUUUACUGAGAAAGGACACAGAAUUAUUAAUGGGUAAGUAGUAAUCAGUUAAUAAAACAUUAGCUAAAGGCCACUAGAUUAACUGCAUUUGAUUGCAUUAAAUAGUGUGUUGAUUAACUGUAUUUGAUUACAUUAGUUUGUUGAUUAAUUGUAUUUGAUUACAUUUAAUGAUAUGAUCAUAAUCUAUAGAGCAUAACUUGAUGUCAAAAAUAAGGAAAGAAUAUUGUGUAGAUCAAUUUCAAACUUUGAAUUUUGAACAGCUGUAAAAUUCACAUAUAUUCACAGACACAUACACACACACACAGAGUGAGAAAAUAGAGAGGAGAUUUAGGUUUUCCAACCUUUGAUUUUUCCAAAUAUGGGUAUUAAAACAAAAUAAAAUCUAUCAUUUUCUAUCACCAUUAUUUCAUAAAGGAAAUAACAUUUUAAUAUAAAAAUGUAAGAUAAUCUCAUAACAGAAACCAUUCUUUAAAAUAAAAAAUACAUGUAGUAUUAUGAAAAUUUUAUUUUGCCAUUAUUUUUCUCAUUUUUGCUUUAGAUCAGUGAAAAUUUUGUCACAGAUUUGGAGACCACUGGAUUAAAUGACAAUUAGAUCCUAUUUUUAUUCAGACUUCAAAUUCCUAAGUAAUUCCAGUUGUAGCUGAUGAUUUAAAACUGACAUCUGUACAUCAAUUCACUGAAUAUAAAGUGAGCUAUAUGUGUUUGGAGAGAACGCUGUACACCAGCUGAGAUUAAGUGCAAAUCUCCAAUAAUAAAUUAAGAUGAAUGGAAAUAAUUAGGAUAAUUACUUCCCCACAAAAUGUGAAGUAAUGUUAUGACUACUUGGAUUUAGUCAAAGCUGUAACCCAAGUGCCUGGAAGAAUGUCUUAUCCAAAAGACCAUGAUAAAUAUUUUAAAGAUUAAAACUAUAUAGCUGAUUUGGGCAAAUUGCUUCAAUUACCUAUUUAAGUUAAUUAUGUAAAUUUGUAUUUCUACUGGAAGUUUUAUUUAUAGAGAAUUUAAUCUCUUUUUAAACUUUUUACUAUGAGAUGAUUUUAGACUUACAGAAGAACUGCAAAAUAAUUAAACUGCAGACUUUAUUCAGAUUUCACCAGUUUUUUCCCUAAUGUCCUUUUCCUGUUCCAAGAUCCAAUCCAGGAUCCCACAGAGCAUUUUAGUGUCAGUCUUCUUAGUCUCCACCAUCAACUUAGUAUUUCCUUGACUUUCAUGGCCUUGACACUUUGAAAAGUUAUUUUGUAGGAUGUUCUUCAAUUGGGGAAUCUCAUUGUUUUCCAUUAGAUUGAGAUUAUGCAUUAUUGGGGAAAAAACAUAGAAAUGAUGUUGUCUCCUCAUUGCAUCAUAUCAGGGAGUACAUGACGUCAAUAUAUCAUAUUAUUAGUGAUGUUAAAUUACAUCACUUGGUUGAGGUAAUGUCUGCCAAGUUUCUUAACUGUACUAUGAAGAAUGGAAAUAAUUAGGAUAAUUACUUCCCCACAAAAUGUGAAGUAAUGUUAUGUAAUUAAUAAAUACUUGGGGGGAGAUACUUUGAAACUAUGCAAAUAUAUUUCUGCUUAAACUUUUGCCCACUAAUUUUAGUAUCCAUUCCUGUGGCAAUUAUUACUGUGGCAUUCUAAUGGUGAUUUUUAAUUUCCUUUUUUCUUUAUACAGUUAUUAAUUGGAAUUCUUCUAUAAGGAAGACUUGUCACUUUUCUCUUAUUUGUUUCUUUAUUUAUUUUAUUAUUUGGGCUAUAAUCAAAUACUAUCAUUAUUUAUUUUAUUGUUCAGCAAACCCCAUUAUCUGAGAUGAAGAGCAAGUUUUUAAGACUGAAUUUAUCCAUAUAGAACACAUUUCGAUCAAAACUAGUAUUUCUUUGUAACCCUAUAUGUUAGAGUAUCUAGUAUCUUAAGCAGUAGUUUCUUUAAUCUUGUUAAGGUUUAUUCACAAUAAAGAUUUCAACUUUAAAUGAAAAUUAUACUUACUUGAUUUUAAAUUUCAAUUACAUUUAUAAAACUAUUAA